GUCCAAUAUGUUGAGCAAUAUUCAGCAUGCUCCAGUUGUGGUCGGUGAUAUUUGCUCCCCUGCUAAGUCAAGCAGGUACACCGACUAGCCUGGAGGUAUGGCACUGCCGGUCUGAGUAACACAUUCACUCCUCCAGCCUCCCUCCGCCUCCUGUCCAAACCUCCUCUUGUCACCAUCCUCUGCUCAUAUCUAUCCUUCUCGCACACCCCAUCUGACCAAUUCAUCGCGCUUCGUUCUUCGCAUCUUCCACAUAGUCCAACUGACCUUUUCACAACGCAAUCAUGAUCCUCAAGACCCUUCUCGUCCUGCUCCUGGCUGGGCUCAUUGCCGCCCAGGCGACCGUGACCGAUAUGUUCAUUGGAAUCAUGGAACCGCAGACCGAAGGCCUCGUCGCGUCCGUCGUGGGCGAAAACGCGGACGAAACCACCUACCUCGUUACCUGCGUGACCCCCCAGCAAACGAACCCGGCGACAUCAGGAUGCAGCCUGGCCGCCGACGUGACCGUCAUAGCCGAGCCAUCCACGACCCAAGUCUUCAGCACCGCCACGAGGGACGAUUUCAUCGGCUACGAAUCCAUCAUCUGCGCCUUCGACAACUCGCCCCUGGUCACCUGCACCCAGACCACCCACAUCCAGGGGUCCCCGAUGCACGCCCACCACGAAACGUGGAGUGCGAUCGACCAAGCCGCCGGCUACGCCCUCGUCACCCAGAACCUCACGCGCUUCCCGGUGACCAUCACCGCUACCGCUGGUGACGCCGUGACGGCUACGGCUACGGCUACGGCGACCACCGACGAGGUGUUCACGCUGUUCAGCUCGUCGGUCCCCACGGCCACUGUGACGGUUCCCCACGCGGCGGGGCCUUCGGGCUCGAGUGCCAAGAACCAUACUUCGGGGGGUGGAAUGACUACUGGGACUGCUGGUGGUACGGGUACUGGCUCGGCGAACGGGACGGGGCACGCCACGUCGACGAACGCGGUGACCUCGUCGAAGAGCCAGGGUGCCGGACCUUUGAUCACCGGGGAGGCGAUGGUGGUAGCAGGCGUUGCGGCUGUGGCGCUUGCUGCUGCUGUUGUUUUAUAAGAGUCGUUGAGGGCUACUGUAGGGAUGGAUCUUCGUUCGGAGGUUGCGCUUGCAGACGGUUGCUUAUGUUAGUGAGACUAUGAUGUAACUGGAGAAUAAUUUGAAGGCAUGGAUUUGCCGGUUAUAAAGUAAAAGCAGUUCCCGGUAGUCUUUGUUGACUAUAAUAUACGGCUGAUAAAUGUGUAGCAUUGUUGGAACAGUUGAGUUUUCGACAUGCCCGGUUCUAUUUCGACCACCUCCAAGAGGAUUACUAGAGUACUCAGUAGUUUAGAAGAACCCCUUCAUCCUCUUUCUGAGCUAAGACAAGAAUUCAACCUGCAAGCGAUGGGGGAUG
Messenger RNA from Aspergillus brunneoviolaceus CBS 621.78, 1416 nucleotides. RefSeq lists its product as uncharacterized. NCBI's taxonomy places the organism in Eukaryota, Fungi, Ascomycota, Eurotiomycetes, Eurotiales, Aspergillaceae. Bases 282 to 1082 code for a protein of 266 amino acids. The transcript has 3 exons. The record is from RefSeq and is a predicted model, not a curated record.